Histoplasma mississippiense is the source of this 1803-nucleotide messenger RNA. RefSeq lists its product as hypothetical. Gene Ontology annotation, biological process: SCF-dependent proteasomal ubiquitin-dependent protein catabolic process. NCBI's taxonomy places the organism in Eukaryota, Fungi, Ascomycota, Eurotiomycetes, Onygenales, Ajellomycetaceae. The record is from RefSeq and is a predicted model, not a curated record. Bases 1 to 1803 code for a protein of 600 amino acids. Gene Ontology annotation, cellular component: SCF ubiquitin ligase complex. The transcript has 7 exons.
AUGUAUGUGACCCUUUGUCUGGUGGUGGUGUGCUUGUUGGGCUCACUGAGAAUUGUUGCUGACGGACUGGAAGGGCGCAAAGACCGCAGCGUUCAAGCAUUCGGGGACCAAAUCCGUAGUAACUACGAGCAACGCCUGAGGCAAGCCCAGGAAAAUGAGGAACAAGCAAAUGGCACUGAAUACAGCAAUACCAACGAUCAGGGAGACGCAGAGCUCGAUGAGGAAAUGCCAGAUGAACCCGUGGAGAGCACAGGAACACGGAAGCGCAAAUCACAGGCCGCGUUGAAAGCGAUUAAGGCCGCGAAGCAAAAGAAAGAGCAAGCCAAACAAGAUGGCGAUGCAAGGAUCUUUAAUUCCAUGGCCAGUGGCAAGAAAUCCGGCAGCUUGCUUCCUGGUCAGCUUGAGAAUUGCGAAUAUUGCAAAAAGCGCUUCACUGUCACUUCAUAUUCUAAAUCAGGAUCGAAGGGUGGCCUUCUGUGUCCUCCUUGUUCAAAACGAGAAGAGCUUCGGGACCGACAAAGCAAAAAGUCACUUGUAAAUAAAAACAAACGGAGCCGGCGUCAGAAUGUUAGCAAGAUCCUGGAUGGCAUUGUCCAAUCCGGCGCUCCAAGCCUUGUUGAGACUUGCAUUAAAAAAGUUGCUGAUCAUAUCACCGAUGUUGAUGAAUUUGGUGAUCUCCCUCCUGAUCUUAUCCUGAGCAUUAGCCACAUUUUGUCCAAGCGACGGGCAUUGACGUCUUUAACUCUGGACCUGUUCCUCCGUGGUGAUGUCACCGCCAUUGAUAUAUAUGAUUGUGGCAAACUGGAAGAGGACGAUUUUCAUAAAAUCUUUGCUACCACGCCAUACCUUGAAAGGGUAAACCUACGGUUUGCGGGUCAAUUGAAAGAUAAGCAGCUCGAGUACAUGAUGAAUCACAAUAAAUUCAUAAAACAUAUCCAUCUCGAUGCAUCCAACCUUAUUUCAAAUGAAGGCUGGCAGAAUUUGUUCAAAACAUACGGAUCGCAGCUUGAAAGCCUCAAAUUAUCCAACUUGGACUACUCGUUGGAUGACAAGUCGAUCUCCGUAAUGGCUAAACAUUGCACGAACUUGCGUCGCCUAAAGCUCAAAACCUGUUGGCUACUAGGCGACGAUGCACUCAGUUCCAUCUCGACGCUUUCCAACCUAGAGCACUUGUCCUUGGAUUUUCUCAAAGAGACAUCUGCAGCAGCGCUGCUGGAGGUAGUCGAUAGACUUGGACCUAAUCUUCAGAGUUUGUCGCUCAGCAGCUUCAAAAACGCCGACGACACGGUCUUGGAUAUGAUACAUCAGCGCUGCAGAAGGCUUUCCAAACUACGCUUCUCGGACAACUGCAUCUGCACCGAUACGGCGUUCGCGCUCCUCUUCACUGACUGGGAGAACCCACCUCUCACAUACGUGGAUGUUUCUGGCACCCGUGAUGUGGACAACGCAAAUCCCAACGGCCCCGAAGACCCUGUCGGACUCGCCUCGGCAGGCUUUCAAGCGCUAAUGAACCACUCAGGGAAGCACCUCGAAACUCUCAACAUCUGCUCAUGCCGACACAUCUCGCAUACCUCAUUAUCUGCUGCCUUCGAUGGGACCCGCAACAAGUAUCCCUGUUUGAGGGAGUUUGACAUUUCGUUCCACACGUCUGCGGAUGAUUUUCUUGUCCUCUCCAUCUUCAAAUCCUGCCCUGCACUAAGGAAGGUUAUUGCGUUUGCCUGUUUUGGCAUUCGAGAUAAUUUGGACGAAUUAUGCUUCGAGAUUCCUCAUUUGUCCGAUCUCUUUGUGAUCCAACUAUCCUAA